Molecule: messenger RNA, 897 nt
Organism: Torulaspora delbrueckii
Lineage: Eukaryota; Fungi; Ascomycota; Saccharomycetes; Saccharomycetales; Saccharomycetaceae
Gene: DPH5
Product: diphthine synthase
Exons: 1
Coding region: 1-897 (298 amino acids)
Biological process (GO): protein histidyl modification to diphthamide
Molecular function (GO): diphthine synthase activity
Source: RefSeq, a predicted model, not a curated record
AUGCUUUAUUUGGUUGGUCUUGGCUUGUCAUACAAGUCUGAUAUCACCGUUCGUGGUUUGGAGGCCGUGAAGCAAUGUUCUCGAGUGUAUCUUGAACACUACACCAGUAUCCUGAUGGCUGCUUCCAAGGAGGAAUUGGAACAAUACUACGGGAAAGAAGUCAUACUAGCCGACAGAGAAUUGGUAGAGAGUGGUUCUGAUGAUAUCCUACGCGAUGCAGACAAGGAGGACGUUGCGUUCCUUGUCGUAGGUGAUCCAUUCGGUGCUACUACACACACCGAUUUAGUUCUAAGAGCCAAGAGACAAAGCAUCCCAGUGGAGAUAGUGCACAACGCUUCAGUGAUGAACGCAGUUGGAUCGUGUGGUUUGCAACUGUACAAUUUUGGUCAAACAAUUUCAAUGGUUUUCUUUACUGACAACUGGAGACCAGACUCCUGGUAUGAUAAGGUUUUGGAAAAUAGAAAAAUUGGUUUGCAUACCUUGGUGUUGUUAGAUAUCAAGGUCAAGGAGCAAAGUAUCGAAAACAUGGCUCGUGGGAGACUGAUCUAUGAGCCACCACGUUACAUGUCGAUCUCGCAAUGUUGUGAGCAGCUUUUGGAAAUUGAGGAAACAAGAAGAAGCAAAGCAUACACACCUGAUACUCCUGCUGUGGCUAUUAGUAGGUUAGGCUCAUCAACUCAGACCUUCAAAUCCGGCUCUAUUAAGGAGCUCGCUGAAUAUGAUUCUGGAGAGCCAUUGCAUUCUCUAGUCAUCCUUGGGAGGCAAUGCCACGAGCUUGAGCUAGAGUACUUAUUGGAAUUUGCCGAUGAUAGAGACAAAUUCAGAAACGAUGUGGUCGCUGAUCAAGAAUUUUUCAAGCCUGCUCCAUGGGUGCCGCCUCAGGAGGAUGAUGAUUAA